AGCAUUGAGGUGCAUAAACAUGAGUUGUGCUCAUCUCCGUGGCCUUGACACUUUGGUGCUCGGAACUCCGGGUUUCAUUGAUUACAGAGUUUUCCCUUUGUCAACUUAUGCAACUUAUCGUUGCCAGAAUACAAGCAAUGGUCCAACUAUAUCUCUUAAAUGCGAUAGUUGUCAGAUUCCCCGAAGAAAUUACCUCAUCUCCUGGCGUUUUGUGGACCUUCCGAAUGACCCAGCCAUGGCUGUUGGGUUCCAAUUCAAACUUACAGUGAAGGACCAUGGUAAUGAUAAAUACGUGAGCUUUGUCAGUGGCACCCUGCAAUCCGACAGCUAUGCGGAUGACAAUCCCAGAACCUUUCGAGGACCAGAUCCAAAUAUAUUGAGAAUUCAUUUGUUUCCUCAAAUAUAUAACAACAAGCAUGGCUUGAAGCUUAUACAACCUCUUGUUCAUGACUUCAUACCGGGUUCGUCUUUUACUAAUGUUAGUGAUCUCCAAGCUUCUCUUCAAAGGCCUACGAACGGUUUGGUCAAUACAACAUUGGAUAUCAGCUAUCUUUCUGACUAUAUUGUAGAGAUCAACAAAGAGAAUGUAAUGGGACCUGUGGGUUUCCUUGCAAAUGCUGGUGGUCUUUAUGCUGUGAGCUUUGCAAUAUUCCUUUACUUCUUGCUUCAAUGUGAGGCCAGGAUAAAGAAACUGCGAAAUGAGGAUAGCGUCAUGCGAGAUAUAAGAAGACACAGACGUGCUCAACACCAUUGGGACAAGUUGAGGAAAUAUGUCUCUUACACCUGGGGUUGCAGCAGUAUGGAUGUAAAAGACAUUAAUGGAAAACAGCGUGGUGGUUGUUUAGGUGGGAUGGGAAUGCCCAAGAUGAAGCUGUCAAGUAGACUUGACUCACUGCGACUUGAUAUGAAUGCUCCUGAAGAAACCAGUUUCUCAGGCAAAGCCAGUUCAAAAGCAUCGGAUAAUGCAGGAACUACAUGUGGAGAAUUUCCCGGACCAGAGGUAGCUGUUGUCAAGGGUCAAAAUGAAAUUCAGUUAUGUAAAUGAACUUUGGAGUUCGCAUGACCCCGGUGCUUGGGUGGUGGCGUUAGCGACCAGAGAUAGUGGCAGAGAAUCUACAGCAAUGGGUUAUUAUGAUCUCGUGGCAGCUCGAAAGGGUUGGAUCUUAACAUCGAAGUAUUCGUGGAGUCGGAAGAAUGUUGUCACUAAGAUUUGGUUCACCCUCUCAAAGUUGCCAGGAGGUACUAACAUGCUAAUGGUGUUUUUAAAGGUUGGGAACUUGCACAUUCUGUCACCGUCGAGAGGAUCAAUCCUAUUGUAUGGAAGAAUGAUAGAAAAAAAAAACUGUGAUCUGAUGUUGUAUGUAUUGUGUGAUAUUUUGGGCAGGCGUCGGGGAUAUCGUUUCAUUAAUUCAACUUUGUAAAAUAUGUAAAAGGGCAGUGUCCCAUGUUAUUAUUGGUCAUUAUAAAAAAAAACAAAUUUUUUAACCUUCAAUAUUCCCU
This is a messenger RNA of Asparagus officinalis (garden asparagus), 1500 nucleotides long. RefSeq lists its product as uncharacterized. Lineage: Eukaryota; Viridiplantae; Streptophyta; Magnoliopsida; Asparagales; Asparagaceae. Bases 20 to 1045 code for a protein of 341 amino acids. The record is from RefSeq and is a predicted model, not a curated record. The transcript is spliced from 7 exons.